GUCAAGAAAUCUAAUUGGAUUUUUCUCAUUAUAUGUGUCUUACCGUCAAUUUAUUAUUUAGCUCAUUUGCACGAUACCUUGCUCUUGCUUGCUUGAUACUGUUAGAGUGUGGGUACUGUAAUGCGGAAUGUGAUGAGAAAAUUUGGAUGGAUUCCUUGUGUAACAGUCGUAGCUCUCAAAAUAUUACAUUGACCCCGCGCUUUUUCUCACUCUAAUUUUGACAACUGACUUCAUUUUCAUUUGAGCGAAGAUUUUCGGCGAACUGUUAUUAUUACUAUAGUAUUUUGAAUUUUUUUCUAAUUUAAAUCACGAAUCUGUUAUUCAAAAAUAAUUUAAGACUAUAAAACAGUCGGAUUCCAUACAUAUUCAGUUGAAAAUGGAGAAAGAUAAAUCGUCUCAAGCGGUGACUAUUCAACGAGGGAAUACAAAGGAAUCGGAUACAAAAGCGAGUUCUAUUGGCUCUAGAAUAUUUGAGAAAUCACAAGACUCAAGAAUAAUACAAGAAGUCUCUAAUUCGGAAGAAUCUGAAAGUGAUCAUAACUAUGAUUUUGAGAAAAAUGGACCAAAGAGACUAACUGCAUAUCACAACAAAGAAAUUACUAAAAAACCUCGUGUUGACUCUGAAGACCUUAUAAAUGAUCUCGAAGAAUAUUAUUUGACAAUCACAAAUUUCCCAAAGGAUUGGAAAUUAAAAAUUAUUUGGAUAGAAUGGAGUGUUCCGUUUUAUACCCUGUAUAUGGGUUUCAGGGGCAAUAAAUUGAUCUUCCUAGGUAUCAUUUUUUGCUCGGCCAUCCAGUGUGGCCACAUUGAUGAGAUGCAGAUCUUACGAAGGAAAAGAAGAUCAAAAAUCUUUGCCAUAAGACUUACUUUCCAGAGCUUUGAGAAAUGUAUAGAUGUGCUGAAGAAAUUAGAUAAAGUUAUAGUCAUGGGAAAUGUACUGAAAGUGAGGAUAAGUGAGUCAUACAUGGCUUAUUCUGUGGACUGUUCUGGAGUUAACCUGGUGGAUGAUGAUCCUCGGAUUUUUAAAUCUAAAGUAGCUGCAAGCACUCAGUGGAGACCACUUGAUGACUUUUGGGGCAGAGACCCCGAAGGCCUGUAUGGUCUGAAACCAGAAUUCUUGCAGUGCCUGAAUAUAAAGCCACCACUGAGUAGAAUCGUUCACGUUACUAAUUUCAGAUGCGAUAAAACUGAAUUAAGAGAAGUAAUGGAGAUGGCGGGUACUGUGACAAUGAUAAGCGUUGUUUAUACGAACCACAAAUACGCCAAAGUCGUCUUCAGCCAUCCUUUAGAAGCUGUUCAGGCCAUUUCUAUGUUGGAUGGACAGUUGUAUUAUGGACUUCCUCUAAAGAUUAUGAUCGAUAGGAACCCCCCUGAUAUCAUUGUGAAGCCUAAAGGCCUUGCUGGGGUUGGUCAGGGCUUAGGAUUGCGCGGAGUACCGCUACGGAACAUCGCACAUGAAUACCAAAGAUACUUAAAUCAUCAAGAAUCUGCGAUAAACCCUGUGGUGUUUGCAAACAAGAGUAAAGGAAAACUUGAAAAAGAAGAUAGCAAAGAGGUUGUAAAGGCAAUUGCGGAGAUUUUUAAAAUGCCGCCCGCUUGUAAUGUAAUUAAUUCGACAGUACCAACUGUGCCUAUGGUUGUUAAUAUUGAUGACUUGGAAUGUCCUGAGUCUGAUUCCGAUGGCGGUAAAGAGAGAUCCAAAGCCAGUGGUGUUGUUAAAGGAUCUGAUAAUCAGAAAUCUUCAAAGGAUCGCAAAGAUACAUCUAAUGGGUCUUCUUCUGUUAAGUCAUCUUCUCCAAAGAAACCAAAUUAUAGUGUUACCGACAUAAUGCCAAAUUGUAUGAUUAAUUCUUGCAUCUUUAAUCCUUAUUUUCGACCUGGUCCAAAUGAUAGGCCUCGGUUCUAUCAUCCCAGCCCUUAUGGACCUCGGUUACCCUACCCUAUGGGUCCUCCACCAACUCAUAUAAUGCCACCGAAUUUGAAUGGGCUCCCACCAAAAGGAAAUGUGACUGUGAAAUUUUCUAAUCUUCCACCGUCCACGACGUUUCCACUACUGUGUGAACAGUUGGCCCAGUGUGGCCAGGUAAUGGUGGUACAGUUGACUCAGCCAGGAUGUGCUGUGGCCACGUUCGGACAUCCUUCACAAGCUGAGAGAUGUAUUAGUAUCCUUUUUAAACAGUAUUAA
This is a messenger RNA of Spodoptera littoralis (African cotton leafworm), 2185 nucleotides long. Lineage: Eukaryota; Metazoa; Arthropoda; Insecta; Lepidoptera; Noctuidae. The record is from the annotation of a GenBank genome assembly.